This is a messenger RNA of Cornus florida, 802 nucleotides long. RefSeq names its product cell wall / vacuolar inhibitor of fructosidase 1-like. Lineage: Eukaryota; Viridiplantae; Streptophyta; Magnoliopsida; Cornales; Cornaceae. The transcript has 2 exons. The coding region runs from base 1 to 408 and encodes 135 amino acids. The record is from RefSeq and is a predicted model, not a curated record. Gene Ontology annotation, molecular function: enzyme inhibitor activity.
AUGGGGGCACAAGAUUUGAUAGCCUCAACAUGCAAGGCAACGCCAAACGUUCGACUCUGUGUCUCAACUCUGCGAUCAAACCCUAAAAGUGCCCAUGCAGAUGUUGGAGGCCUGGCCAUCCUUAUGGUCGAUGCCACGAAGGCGAUGGCGACUCAGACGCUGCAACAGAUCAAGACGCUUAAAGGGUCCACCCCACAGUUGCGGAAAGCCAUUGAUGCGUGCACUUUUGCUUACAAGAUGAUUUUGGAGGUUGACAUUCCAGAAGCUUAUAAGGCUUUGCCUAGUAAUCCCAACGCUCAUCAUUGCGCGAAUGGUUUGAAGCUGUUCAAUUCACCGGCCACUGGUUUGAACCAAGUUGUGCAUGACCUCUCUGCUGUGGCCACCUCCAUAAUUAGGAUGUUGCUGUGAGGGGUUGGGUUGGUGUAUUCGUGGAUGUAUUUAAUUAUCAUCCUCUAAAAUAAAUAGAUAAAUCUUUUUUUCUUUUAACUUCGUCCUUUUGUUAUGGAAUAAAGUUUUUGAUGCUCAUAUUGUUGCUUGAGUUUUUUUUGUUCUUUCCAAACUUUUUUUUUUUUUUUUUCUCCAUUUUGAUGGAUGAUUAGCAUAGAUUCGACCAGUUAAAGCUGUUGCCCUAACCAUGAUUCUACUUAUGUGUCCGUAAAAAUUCGUAAAAAUUAGCUAUAUGCUGAAAUCUAGAACAAAUGUAUUAGAAAUUGAAUUUAAGUAUGUUAAAAUCUCUUUUAAAUAUUAUUACUUUUAAUUUCAAUACACUUUUUGUGUUUCAUGCAUGCCAUGGUCGUUUAAA